Messenger RNA from Necator americanus (New World hookworm), 7152 nucleotides. RefSeq lists its product as uncharacterized. Gene Ontology annotation, molecular function: protein binding; ATP binding; protein kinase activity. The transcript is spliced from 57 exons. Gene Ontology annotation, biological process: protein phosphorylation. Bases 1 to 7152 code for a protein of 2383 amino acids. Lineage: Eukaryota; Metazoa; Nematoda; Chromadorea; Rhabditida; Ancylostomatidae. The record is from RefSeq and is a predicted model, not a curated record.
AUGUCGGGGGGCGAUGGAACUCCCCUUCAAGUGGACGAGUCCGACACUAUGCAGUUAAUAAGACAGGCAGUUCUUUUCGAGAAUUUGGAAUUGGUGACCGACCUUGUUCGCGAGAAUCCGUGGAGUCUGACACGGGUGGAUCGACAUGGCCGUACACCUCUCAUGCUUGCUGCUCAUAAUGGGAGAGUGGAAUGUUUGCGAACCCUAAUAAUACUAAGUCAAGAUUCGCUCAAUGCUGGCAACAGUGCGGGGAAAACGGCUCUUCAUCUGGCUGCUGAAGCUGGAGAACUGUCAGCUGUACGACAGUUGCUCGACGCCGGUGCUGAUCCAGAGCUUCGGGACGCUGCAGGACACUGCGCGCUCGAAUCAGCGCAUAUUGCUGGACAUCAAAGUGUAGCUGCAACGAUAAUAGAGAGCAUUCAGCUCAAAAGUAACAAAUUGAAUGAGGCUCACUCUCUGUUGAUGGCUGCAUGCGCUGAAGGUGAUGUGGAAUCUGUCGAUCGUAUUCUUGCCAAUUUUUCUCUGCAGGACCGUUAUAUCCUCCUUAAUGGACGAGCUCCUGAGGACGAUACUGCAAUGUUCAUAGCAUGCACAAAUGGUCAAACCGAGGUGGUGAAGCGAUUACUACACCCUGACAACGACCACGUCUUAGUGAAUCAAAUCAACCAGGAUACUGUUCUACAUGCGGCAGUUUCUUCACAAAAUACAGACGUGCUUCGUACAGUACUUAAGGCAUUUCCUGCCUUGGUCGCUAAUUCGAAUUGUGACGGGUGUUCGUGUCUCCACUGGGCGGCAGAAAGCGGUUCGACGGAGAUUGUGAAAUGUAUACUCGAGUACGAAUAUCCUGAAGAAUACGUGAAAGAGGUUGACCUGCUCUCAUAUCCUCCCUAUCGGCUAGCGAUAGAUGUGAAUUGUGGUGAUAAUGAAUGUCGAACUGCAUUAUACAGAGCCGUGGCUAAAGGCCAUACAGAAGUGUUGCAGUGCAUGCUGGAGUUCCGAUGUCUUUUCGCAGACGGCGAGAAACGGUGUCCUUUUCAAAUUGACGUUUACUGCAGUCGUGGAAGGACCCCGUUGAUGGUGGCCGCAUAUAAUCAGUCGCUGCCUAUGCUCACGCUGUUGUUAGAUGCAGGCGCAGAUGUGAACCUACCAUUGGCUGUACUUGACUCCGAAACUUGCGAGGAAGCUCGUUGUGUUGGUUCUGGUGCUCUUGUGGAGGCGACGCGAAGUGAUGCUAUUCAUGUUGUUCAUUUCCUACACGACAGAGGAGCUCUCGACACUGACAAUCGAGCACUUCGUGUCGCUGCUAAGAAUAACAAUUUGAAGCUGAUACGGGUAUUUCUCACACGCCUUGUUUUUCCUGACCCCGAAUACAAAGUCAACAAGAAGAAUAUCGAUGUUGGUCAGAUACAAGUUGGUCAGAGUUUGCUCCCAUCUUCGUUGUGUCCAUCCCGUGCAGCUAUGCUCAAUUGGGGUUCUGCUUCGCUUGAAACUCUGCAAUCUGAUUGGUUUAUCGCUGCAGCACUACAAGUAAACUCUAGACUACGAACAACUAGGCUGUCCCUUGCUGCUAUCACUCGAGUGGAUCUAUCAUGUAAUAGACUCACCGUGUUCCCAUCAGUUCUGUUCCAGAUGCCUUCGUUACGAUCUCUCAAUCUCUCCGAGAAUCUUCUAACUACAAUAGACAUGCCGGGUUUUUAUGUAAUCUCAACGUCUUUGGAAAUUCUAAAUUUGAAACAAAACCGUCUGGAAUCUAUUUCACCACAGUUCCUGUCCUCCUUACCUCAACUGAUCAAUCUCGACAUCUCUCGAAAUUGUCUCACACAACUGCCAGAGUUUAUAUGGUUGUGUCCUUCACUAAAAGAACUAAAUGUUGCUUCCAACCACCUUUCUACCUUGCCCAUGGUUGGCGCAACGCCAAGAAUUGGUCGAACAUCUCGAAGUACUCAACAACCUAUUGCAUUCACUAAUCCAACUGGAUCAGAUCCAAUUACAAUUAAUGACGGUAUCGAGGAUGCCACUAAUGUGGUCACGAAACCCUUAAUUCGACAAAAUAUCUGGCAGUCCGGAAUUAAUUUGUCCAAGGUCGAUGACGAGAACUUCUUCCCCGAUUUCCCAGUUACUUCCUCGAGCACACUUAAAACGCUGAAUCUUUCUGCAAACAGGUUCCAAGUAUUCCCUUUCUGUCUUGCAUGCACUUGCCCUCGUCUACUUUCUCUUAACAUCAGUUUCAACCAGCUAACCGCUUUACCGCCGGUACAGUGUAUUCCUGCACAUGUCAGAAGUCUUGAUUUUUCGGGGAAUUUAAUAAAGGAACCCUUUCAACUGCCUUCUGUUUUUCACACUGUUUGUCAUGCCGUACCUCUCACCACCACUGCAGCGCCGAUCGCGGUCCGCCGUCCAACCAGCCCUGUUCGGCAAAAUCGUAGCAGAUCAAAAUCUGCUGUACGCUCUCAGAGGUCUCUGUCUGUGUCGAAGCACCAGGCUGUUGAUGUGCAGUUAGAAGAAGCGUGUCAACACAAACAACAUGAUUCACUGGAAUGGGUGAAAACUCUAAACGUCAGUGGAAAUCAACUAGAAGUCAUCCCGAUUUGUGUCAAAAACAAGAUUUUAUUUCCAUCCCUCAGCGUUUUGGAUGUGAGUUCUAAUGCGUUGAAGACAGUGACUUCUGAGAUUUCACGUCUUGCUGGGUUAUCAGUGUUGAAUCUGGCUGGAAAUAAAGGCAUUCAAACUCUUCCGCCUGAGCUAGGAAUGCUAUCAAGACUAUGGUCAUUAUCGCUGAAAGGUUGUCAACUCAAAGAGCCGUUGGACUCAAUGGUUAAUACCGAAAAUUGCAAAACUGUUGAAAUUGUCGCUCACUUAAAGACUAUCCUCGAAGAAUCGAAAACUUAUCACCACCUUCGCCUUCUUAUAUUAGGAAGUGAUGGAGUUGGAAAAAGUCUGCUUUGGGAAGGCUUACGGUCGGAAGCCGUUCAAAAGAAGUCUCCAUUACAAAUGGAAAGUGUUCGAGUCGCUGAAUGGAAGUUCGAAGCAAAAAAGAGCAAAAGUGAGGCUGCUCUGGGUCCUGUGGCAUUUUCGUCGUGGGACUUUACGGGACAGAGGGAAUAUCAUGCAACUCAUCAUUACUUCCUUACCCGACGUACACUUUACAUAGUGGUGUGGCGAGUAACCGAUGGUGAAGUGGCCCUUCACGAUGUUCAACGUUGGCUUAUCAAUAUACAGGCUCGAGCUCCGAACUCUUGUGUAAUAUUAGUAGGAACUCAUGUCGACCAAAUUUCUUCGAAUCCCUCGAAAUUUCCCAAAGGUUUCCUUGAUGAUGUCGAUUCUAAGAUUCGGUCCCGGUUCAUGGUUAAUGAUGGGGACAAACAUGGACUACCUCGGAUCCUUGACUUGCUUUUUGUUAGCAGCAAGGCGAAGAACGAUAUUAAGAAUCUUUUAAAUGUGAUUUAUAAUUCGGCUUGGGAGGUUAGAAUUGGUAAGGAACGUGCGCUUGAUCAACAAAUACCUUCCUCUUAUAUAGCUCUGAUGAAGGUAGUACGUGAAUUUCACACUGAACUGAGGCGAGACGCAGUAUCAGCUAUAAUGACCUUAGAACAGUUUCGGGAACGAACGAAACAACGGAUGAGUCAGAAAUUUGGUAGACCGUUUAGGGACGACAUUGAAUUUCGAGGUGCUUGCUCUUUUCUCCAUGACAGCGGGGAAAUUGUGCAUUUUGAGGAUGCAUCCCUAAGACAAUUGAUUUUUGUGGAUCCACUAUGGCUAGCGGAUUACCUUGCUGGUGUUGUGGCAUUGAGGUCCCCUCAUAAAGCAGCUGGUAUUCUUUCUCAAGACGCUCUUAAUCCUCUUCUGAAACAGUUCCGACCUCUUGACUCCAGUACUCCACUUCGCGGAGCUUUGCUCGACCUACUGCAGAAGUGUGAACUUGCUUUGCCAUGCCUUGCGCGUCGGCUUGUCGUUCCAGCUCUUUUACCUGAUGAGUACAGGCUUCGAGCAGAUUACCACACUGCUUCUGUUCGGAUAGGUGCAAAAGUCGUGACGUGGGCCAUUCGUUCUCCUCCAGAACCUCUACCUACACACCAACCCUUGACUCGAACGGUCGGAGUUUCACAAAGAUCAAUCGAUCACUCUGCGGGAUCUCCUCAAAAAACAAUAAAUGGCACCAACACAUCCGAAGCAAUGUUUACGUUCACUUUUUGCCCGGAGAAGCAGAUGCAUCGAGUUUACGCAAUGUCUUACAUUCCAGCUGGAUUCUGGAGUCGCCUUAUUACGCGGAUUAUUGGUGAUGAGAACGUGAUGCGUGCUGUUGAAUGUUUGUUUGCAUCAAACUCAUGUGAUAACACCACUCGUCUUCGUCAAAUAUGUGACACUCAACUAAAAGCAGAGUGGGUUGUCUGGCAGACAGGGCUUGAGCUCAUGGUCAAAGGGCACUCAGUGUUCCUUCUGAAACAAUUCUUCGCUCAGGCAGAAGUGCGCACUUUGGACUACUCUCAUUUGGAUUUACGAAUUCGUGAUGAACAGAAAAGGUGGCGGACGUUUCCACUGACUCAAUAUGCAACUGUCGAAAUGUUGUUUCCUGCGUUAAGCGUCACUAUUGUUGAUGGUUCUGAGAAGAUGACAAUAUCAACGGAAGGCGAAGGCUCAACCAAACUUCUUGCUUUGGUGGUUGAUCUCCUGGAUACGUUGCUUGAGGACUGGUAUCCAGCACUAGGUACCCGUUUUGUACAUUCGUCUGAAGGAGAUUUACUGGUGAAUCGAUUCGUGCCAUGUGUCAAAUGUGCGCAUGAUAUCGUUGCCGAAACAUAUCAUGCUUACGACGAUGCUGAUGUCAUUCAACGAAAAACUAGUAAAGGGGAGCAUAGUGUACGUGAAUCAAAGACAACUGGUGACAUUUCUACACUAUACGUCAUCCAUUGUUUUUCUAUAGAGGAAUGCAUGCUUGCAGGUCGUGAAUACGGUUGGUUAGAGUGUCCAUCGCACAGUGGGAUUCAUAUGAAAGAUGUUGCUCCAGACACUGUUUUCGUUGAUAUCGAGUCUUCUCUACUAAUAGGAGCUGACCAAAUAAAACGAGGUCGGCUACUGGGAAGAGGCGCCUUCGGUUUCGUUUUUCGGGCUACUGUCAAGUUGCAGAGUGGCGAAUUGUGUGAAGUUGCCCAGAAAAUGCUUGAACCAGUUAAUCCGGGACCGGGUGCCAGACCUUCUGCUAUUGCCGCCUUCAAAGCUGCCGCUGAUAAAUGGCGACGCGAUUCGCUUGAGUUCGCCUCACGGGCUUAUUGUACUUCAAGACAGGAGCUGAAUCUUCUCAGCCGCUUGCGCCAUUCGAACAUUGUCUGCCUUGUUGGGGUCUGCGUUUCUCCACUCUCAUUAGUAUUUGAAUUAGCACCACUAGGAGCCCUUAACCAACUUUUGGUCAGCCACAGAAAAAGCGGUGCCCGUCUGGGUCUUUCCGUCCUAAGGGAUUCGGCUGUACAGGUAGCCAAAGCUCUGGAAUAUUUGCACUCAGCACACAUCAUCUACAGAGAUUUAAAAAGUGAAAAUGUUUUGGUAUGGCGAUUCCCACCUCCAUUUGGAUCUCAAACAGAUGUCUUGUUAAAACUAGCAGAUUACGGUAUUUCACGGACUGUUAUGCCUUCUGGUGGAGCUAAAGGCUUCGGAGGCACGGAGGGGUUCAUGGCUCCAGAAAUUGUCAAGUUCAAUGGAGAAGAAGAGUAUACACAAAAAGUUGACUGUUUCUCCUUUGGAAUGUUUUUGUAUGAAUUGAUCACUCUUAAACACCCUUUCGAAGGUGAAGAACAUGUGAAAGAACGGCUGUUGGAUGGUGCACGACCUGUUUUCUUACCUCAUGAAUUACUGGUGCCUUCUCCUAUGUUAGAUCUAGCCGUACACUGUUGGGCAGCCUUACCAGACGACAGACCGUCCUCAUCCCAACUUGUCGGAUAUUGCUCUGCUCCAGAAUUCACUCAUAUUCUUGACGUCUGUGAACUUGAAGAAGCACUGCCACCGUGUUCCGUGCUACCAUACCAUAUAGGCGAUGAGAUGGAUGACCCCGAUGAUUUCGAGGCUCAAUUGUGGCUUGGUGGGAAAAACAUAACAAUCAUGAGCUGUACCCAGUAUGGAUGGUUGGACCAGAAAGUCAUCGAAACUCCGUUCCGAACCAGAUUCACCUGCAGAGUACGGGACACAAUUUGGUUCUGUGAUGAGAACGGUGAAGUAACAGUUUAUGCGACUUCACUCCAUGAACUAACAAAAUUGAAGUUACCAUCACUUAGUGCACCUAUUAUUCGUGCCCCUGAGCUAUUAGGAUCCGACAUAUUGUUACUUGCCACGGAUCGCCAGCUAAUAUUACUUCGGUUGAAUGAGUCCAACUCAGUUGUAUUGCUUGCAACUCUCGAUAGCCCAUUCGAAAUCAAGAGUGCAACCACUGUUAUUCAAACUGCAAGCAGGCAAAUCUGGACUGGUCAUUCAGAGGGUCGAAUAUCGAUCCACCAUUUGAGUCAAGAGGACAAAUUUUCUUUUUCUUCUUCAUUGUAUUUGCCAGACGAUAACGUUGUUGUCAAGGAUAUUUUGGCAAGUAGAGACGGGAACAAUGUGUGGGUCACCUAUGAAGGAGGAUCGCGGGUAUUCUGUUGGGAUGUGGAGCGACGUCAGAUUUGCUCUUCUCUAGACAUUCGAAAAGUUAUGCCAGGAAGUGAAACGAUACAUACCUUGGAUGUGGAGUUAGCUGAGGAGAAUGUUGUCACAUGUAUAGCUUUACUUGAAAGCGCAGACGGUGCUCAGAUGUAUGUGGGUACCAGUAGAGGACUUCUUAUAGUGGCUAAUGCUUUAUUGUUGCAACCUUUGUCAGCGUGCAGACCUUUCAGCGGUGAGCUGACAUCAUUAUGUGUCAUUGAAGGAGCUCACGACGAAGAUAUUGCUACCAAAGUCCGCACCACAGUCAGUACUGCAUCAUCCGAAAGUGGUUUGGGCUGGGUUCGAGAACGAGUGAGCGAAACGAUAGAGAGGUUCCGUGGCAGUCCCGCACCAUCCACUGGACAGGGCACGGCUGUUAUCGUCACUAUUGGCAGAGGAUAUCGGAGCCUUUCGCAUCGCUUUGUUGCACCAACUCCUCUAAGUGAAGCUUAUUCUAUAGCAAUAUGGCGAACAGAAGAGUGGAUCUAA